AUGAAGUUCACCACAGAGCUUACAGUUCUCACCCUGGCCAUGGGCGUCUUCGCCGAGCCCCCCACCAAGGUCGUCGCCGAGCGUGACCUGGCCACCAUCCAAAACGUCAUCACGCAAGUCGGCAACUCUCUCAAGGAACUAAACACGGCCGUCGAAGCCUUCAACGGCGACCUCACCGGUCUCGCCACCGCUGCGGGAGGCUUCAGCAACGUUCUCAGUCAGGGCACAAAGCAGGUCCAGGACACGAGUGAGAUCACGCUCAACGAGGCGCUCCAGCUUCAGCAGUUCGUCUCGGGCCUCCAAAGCGACGGCAACGCCCUCACCAAGAACCUCGACAAGAAGAAGCCCGAGUUCGAGAAGGCCAACCUCUGCGGCGUCAUCUCCUCACAAGUCGGCACAGUCGGCGACAACGCGAAGAAGCUCAUCGAUGCGGUUGUUUCCAAGGUUCCCCAGAGCGUUCAGUCCGUUGCUAGUCAGCUUGCUGGUGGCUUCGCCACGACACUGUCCUCAACCCAGCAGAGCUUCGGCGAAGGCAACUGCACCAACGCUAACAUGGCCGGUAACAGCACGGCACCAAAGCCUUCCAAGCCCGCCACUGCUGGCUCUGGUGCUGUCUAUGCUAGCCUUGGAUCCAUUGCCGCCGCAGCAUUCGCUGUCAUGCUGUUGUAA
Colletotrichum graminicola M1.001 is the source of this 669-nucleotide messenger RNA. Its product is annotated as cell wall protein. Gene Ontology annotation, cellular component: extracellular region. The record is from RefSeq and is a predicted model, not a curated record. The coding region runs from base 1 to 669 and encodes 222 amino acids. The transcript has a single exon. Lineage: Eukaryota; Fungi; Ascomycota; Sordariomycetes; Glomerellales; Glomerellaceae.